Molecule: messenger RNA, 1296 nt
Organism: Vicia faba (fava bean)
Lineage: Eukaryota; Viridiplantae; Streptophyta; Magnoliopsida; Fabales; Fabaceae
Source: the annotation of a GenBank genome assembly
AUGGUUAAGGGUUUGCACAGCCAAAACCUCCCCGCCGAUGUAGCACACGUCGUCGAUCAGCUAGAGCGCCACUGCUUGGCUCCCGAUGGAUCUCUCAUCUCCAAGCCUCUCUACAACGAUCUCCAACUCGCUAGAGAGGAAAUGUGCAGGGAAAGACUUCGAUAUCUCGAAGCCAUGGCUAUAUAUUCUGAGGCUAUUGCAAUGGUGGAAGAGUAUCAUCAAGCCAUUUCUGUGUCUAGCAUCGGUGGAAUGAGAGAUACUGGAGGUCUUUAUCCGCAGUUCGGAUUGAGGAACUCUCCUCAGGUUUAUCAGACAUUAGAACAUCAAAUGAUUGUCGCUGAAGCGGCUCAGCGAUUGAGACUACCUCUUAUUUCCAAAGAUGGAGAAGUUCAUGAUGAAGAAAUUGAAAAGCUAAGUGUAGUAUCUCGAAGCUCCCUUGACAGUAAUAGCACUAGUGCUGUGAACAACCCGAGCUUGAGUUCUUCUAAUUAUGCCACUCCAAACAGCUCUGUUAGUGGGGUUAAUUAUUCUCUUGCUUCUAUGGAUCAAGUAGACCCUGUAGUUGGUGGUGUUCCCAAUCGUUUUCUUGGAAUUACACCGGCUUAUUUGUGGCAGACUCAGCAUCUGAAAACGCCAUUAUCUGUGGAUAUGACAGAAUAUCGUAUGUCUCUCUCACGGGAGGUAGAUGCUCGCUUGAAAAUGAAAUGUGAUAAGUUAUCAGAUGCGUUUGUAUUGGAAGACAACGAUUCAUCAUCAUUUGGAAGUCAAAGUUCAACUUCACGGCUUCCAGAAAGAGUGAAGUUGUUGAUUGAGGAGAUCGAAAGAGAAGAAGCAGCACUGAGGGAUGACCUUUAUUCUGCUGAUAGAAAAUUUGCUGAAUAUUAUUCUGUACUGGAACAGAUACUUGGGGUGCUCAUUACACUUGUCAAAGAUUUGAAGUUGGACCAUCAACAUAAAUAUGAUGAGAUGCAGAAAACAUGGCUCUGUAAAAGAUGUCAGACCAUGAGCGCAAAAUUGAGCGUUUUAGAAAAUGUUCUUCUCCUCGGAACUUACACUAAGGAGUCUAUACCCGCCCUUCAUAAGAUAAGGAAGUAUCUCGUCGAGGCUACUGAAGAGGCUUCUAUUGCAUAUAAUAAAGCGGUUACUCGACUGCGUGAGUACCAGGGUGUCGAUCCUCACUUUGACGACAUUGCGAGCCAGUACCACGACAUUGUAAAGAAAUUGGAAAACAUGCAAUGGACAAUAGACCAAGUUGAGAUGGAUCUGAAACGCAUGUCAGAUAGUUCUACCUCAUAG